This is a messenger RNA of Dipodomys spectabilis (banner-tailed kangaroo rat), 1051 nucleotides long. It is a transcript of the gene Spin4, whose product is annotated as spindlin family member 4. The record is from RefSeq and is a predicted model, not a curated record. The transcript has a single exon. Gene Ontology annotation, biological process: regulation of DNA-templated transcription; gamete generation. Gene Ontology annotation, cellular component: nucleoplasm; cytosol. The coding region runs from base 64 to 813 and encodes 249 amino acids. NCBI's taxonomy places the organism in Eukaryota, Metazoa, Chordata, Mammalia, Rodentia, Heteromyidae.
GUGUUGACUUUUUGUCAGCUUCACCAAACAAGCGGCAGUUUUGCCUAAACCUUCUGCCGAGCCAUGUCUCCUCCGACUGUGCCUCCAACCGGUGUGGAUGGUGUGUCUGCAUACCUGAUGAAGAAAAGGCACACUCACAGAAAGCAGCGGCGCAAGCCCACUUUCCUCACUCGUAGGAACAUAGUGGGCUGUCGCAUUCAACACGGCUGGAAAGAAGGCAAUGAGCCAGUGGAGCAGUGGAAGGGCACUGUGCUGGAGCAGGUUUCUGUGAAGCCCACUCUGUACAUUAUUAAAUACGAUGGCAAAGACAGUGUGUAUGGACUGGAACUGCAUCGUGACAAGAGAGUUUUAGCGCUUGAAAUUCUCCCUGAGAGAGUGCCAUCUCCUCGCAUAGAUUCACGCCUAGCUGAUUCCCUGAUUGGGAAGGCAGUGGAGCAUGUGUUUGAAGGCGAACACGGUACGAAAGAUGAAUGGAAGGGCAUGGUACUAGCGCGAGCCCCAGUGAUGGAUACUUGGUUUUACAUCACCUACGAGAAAGAUCCGGUUCUUUAUAUGUACACCCUGCUGGAUGACUACAAAGACGGAGACCUGCGCAUCAUUCCAGACUCCAACUACUACUUCCCUACAGCAGAACAGGAGCCAGGAGAAGUGGUCGACAGUCUCGUGGGCAAGCAGGUUGAACACGCCAAAGAUGAUGGAUCCAAGAGAACUGGCAUUUUCAUCCACCAAGUAGUGGCCAAACCGUCUGUCUACUUCAUCAAGUUUGAUGAUGAUAUUCACAUUUACGUCUAUGGUUUGGUGAAAACCCCGUAAGUUCAUUAUGCUCUUUGCAAAUAAAGUUGGGAAACAAUUAGAUAUAAAAUAUUUUGUGUUUGAAUUGUGAACCUUGAGAAUAAUUUUGGGUCUCGAAAUUUAUGCAUGUGAGUAAAUCUUACUGUGCCUCCAAAUCUUCACGUACUAUGUCCGCAAUUUGGUCUCAAAUAUACAAUUGGUACUUUUGAUAUUGCUUUGUUCUGUAAUUGGAAAUUUAAAUUAGAUGCUAAUAGAAAAU